AUGAGUGGUUCAGGAAAAGGUUUGAUUGGAAUCUGGUUGUACUGGAACCAGCCUGAUGAUGCUGGGGUUCACCAACCAGAAGGAAAAUCCACCACCACCACCACUUUUUCCAAGCCUCCAUUAGAGAAAGGAAUCAAUAUUUUGCACAUGGAAUCCAGACAAACUCCAAGAAAAGAAUCCUUUGCUGACAUACUGUUGGAGGUUGACUGUGAAUCUGAUAAAAUGCAGGAAAUGUUAGCAGCCAUUAAAGACAAAGUAACAUCAGUGGAUACAAGACCUGUCAACAUGGUAACACAGCAAUCAUCAUCCUUUGACACUCCAGCCAGCUCCAUUUCCGAAAGCUUUGAUUUUGAAGAGAAGGAAGUCCCUUGGUUUCCAAGGAAGAUUUCAGACCUGGAUCACUCUUCAAAUGAAGUCUUACUCUACAGCAAUGACCUGGAUGUUGAUCACCCUGGAUUCAAGGAUGAGGCCUACAGAAAAAGGAGAAUGUAUUUUGGAGAACUUGCCAUGAACUACAGGCAUGGCCAAACAAUUCCAAAAGUGAAGUAUACAAAAGAAGAGGUGAAAACAUGGGGAACAGUUCUCAGGGCACUGAAAGAGCUGUACAAGGAACAUGCUUGCAAAGAAUUUUUGGAAAACUGGCCAGCUUUGGAAAAAUACUGUGGUUACAGAGAGGACAACAUUCCACAGCUCCAUGAUGUCAGCAAAUAUUUAAAAAGGAAAACAGGAUUCAAUCUGAGGCCAGUUGCAGGAUACCUAAGUCCAAGGAAUUUCCUGGCAGGUUUGGCAUUCAGGGUAUUCUACUGUACCCAGUAUGUCAGACAUCCAUCAGAACCAUUUUACACUCCUGAACCAGAUUGCUGCCAUGAAUUGCUUGGACAUGUUCCUUUGUUGGCAAAUCCAAGUUUUGCACAAUUCUCUCAAGAAAUUGGACUGGCCUCACUUGGAGCAUCUGAGGAUGAAUUACAAAAAUUGGCAACUCUAUACUUCUUCACUGUGGAAUUUGGCCUCUGUCAUGAAGGUGGGUCAAGAAAGGUCUAUGGGGCUGGGUUAUUAUCUUGUGUGUCAGAGCUGGAGCAUGCAGUGUCCCAGAAGGCCCUUGUCAGACCCUUUGAUCCCAGGGAUGUGACCAAGAUGACCUGUCAAGUGACCACUUUCCAGGAUGCCUAUUUCUUCACCAAGACUUUCGAGGAGGCUAAAGAGAAACUGAGGGAAUUCACCUUGACCAUCCAGAGGCCAUUUGCAGUGCGCUACAAUGCCUACACCCAAUCCAUUGACGUACUGACAGAUAGCAACAAGAUCAAUUCCAUAAUCAGCGAACUCAAGGGGGACCUUUACAUUGUGAAGAAUGCCAUCAACAAGAUCAACCAGGAGCAGCAGGAAGACAAUUGCAACUUGGAUACCCUGGCAUUGGCCCUUGAGGACCACCUCACCACCAUCACUCCAACAAACUGUUCUCCUAAUUUCCCUUGA
Molecule: messenger RNA, 1473 nt
Organism: Notodromas monacha
Lineage: Eukaryota; Metazoa; Arthropoda; Ostracoda; Podocopida; Cyprididae
Source: the annotation of a GenBank genome assembly